This is a messenger RNA of Gongylonema pulchrum, 321 nucleotides long. Lineage: Eukaryota; Metazoa; Nematoda; Chromadorea; Rhabditida; Gongylonematidae. The record is from the annotation of a GenBank genome assembly.
AUGGCACUUCUCGUGGGAAUGUUCUCGCAUGGAAUUGCCGGGAAACAUUAUCCAAGCGAAAAUGAUGAACCGACGUGGCCAAAAGGAUGGUUACCAAUUCCUGUUCACACCAUCGAUAUCAGAUAUGAUUAUGUACUACAAUUAACUGUUUUUGGAUUGGCAAAAGUCACUCUAGAGUUACGACUCUUCCCGUACUUGCACUGUUUGAGAGGAGCGCGCGGUUGGAAAGUAGCACAGACUGCAGUACGCGCCUGCAACAACUAUUCUCUGACAAGGCUGCUAACGACCUCUUUUUCUGUGAGUUGCACAGACGGAAGUUGA